GGCGCAGGGCCACAGGGCGAGCAUCAGCCUGAGGUGGGUCAAGAAGUGCUACAUGACGCCAAAAGGACGCAGAUCUGCCGAUAAAUACAAUUGUGUCUGUGCGUGUGGUUGAUGCAGCGACGUUUGGUGACUCAUACCGAAAAUGCAGGCCGAGCUGUCAGCCCAGAAGUUCAGCGUCAUCUCGAUUCUCAACCAGCUCCACGUUCCCACGACCAAGGCCAGCGACGCCGUCGAAUCCCUUCACAAACAAAUCAAACAAGCUGAUGAUGACGCCCAGCAAGAGCGGCAGAAACACGGCGCAUCAGAUCCGUCAAAGUCCUCCCCUGACGACGUGCUGCUGCUCAAGGUGGGCGGCUACGAGCUGAGUGUCAAGCGUCAGCGCCUCACGCAAGGAGGGGGCGUCGAGGGCACACUGCUGGCCACUCUGUUCGGUGGGAGCUGGGACGGCCGUUUCGUCAAGCUCACCGACAGGGACAAGAAAGAGCGGAUGUUCGUCGACAUGGAUUCCGCCGCCUUAAAGGUCAUUCACAACGCCAUCUUGGAUGCCCGGACCAUCCGCAGUGCGACCCACCGGACGGCCGACACCCAGGCCUCCAUCAGCCACCUGCUCGAAGACGCAAGAAGACGCAACUUCACUGGUGAGUGGGCAAAGUGGGAGGGAGAGGCUGCUUGUCCGUUUGUCCAUCUCUCUCUCUCUGUGCUGGGUGUGUGCAAACAGGGCUUCACGAUUUCUGGAUCAAGAAGAUGCUGUCACCAAUCGACUCGGCUGCUGCAGGGACCACUGGUGACGUCACUAAUCCACGGCUGUCGGCCAAUGACACCCCCAAUGAGCUGAGUGACUUCGUGAAGGCGGCCGAUGCCUUCGUCAAGGCGUUCGCCGCUGAGAAGGCCCGGCUGGAGGGUGAGCUGGCGGCCGCCAAACGGCGGUAUGAGAACCUCGGCAACGAAAUCAAGGUGACUGAUGAUCAGAAAGCAGCUGCAAGAGGACGAGCUACAUAUACCUCCGAUGCUCUGCCUAUGUGUCUGUGUGUGUGUGUGGAUCAGGCCCUCACGCCAUUCCUGGCGCCUCUGAAUGGCGAAGAUCCGAUCCGUUCCGUGAAGGUCUGUGGAGAGAGCAUCGCCACCACACAAUCGACCGUCGACGAAAUGAGCGACAAACUUCGGAACCGCUUUGACAUGUAAGCGCCAGGCAGAUACCCAAUACACGACGGUCCACUGGUGCUUUAUGUGUGUGUAGGUGGUCGCGACCAGUUGAGGACGUUCAGCCCGAACACGUCAGCCGUAUGGUCGACCACUACCGCCGCAAACGGCUCGGCGCGUCGGCCGCCGACAUGGCUGCGGUGCUGACGAUGGCCAGUGCGACAGAGCAGCAUGCCUUCGACGCCAAUGCGUUUAUGUAUGGCCUCACCGACGAGAGCCCCAAAGCCAGCAAAGCACAUCAGACAUUGUGAGUAGGACGAGGAAGCACAGGCACUCAUGUGAUGAUUGUGUGCACUGUUGAUCGUUCAGCGGUGGCCUCGGGCAAGUGCCAUCCAUGCAGCAGCGACGGUAAGACACCAACAACACACUGCACUCGUGUCUUCACUCACUGUGUUGUCUGUCACUGCUCAGUUUUGGCUUCGCGCAGAUGUCGAAUGGAGUGCAGUACAAAAUCGUGCAGCAGGGCAGUGGGCCCAAACCGACACGUGACCAGAGGAUCAAGUACGACAUCGUCGAUUGGCGUGACGACUUCGACGGACAAGACAAGAUAUGCGAGGACCGUGGGCGGGAGUAUCAUGUGUCUAGUGCUGUUGAGUGGUGGCAGGAGCUCUUCACUGACAUGCGUGUGGGUGAGGUGCGGCGAUGCAUCGUGCCGGCCACACCAGCCGGUAGAAAUGAGCUGUAUAUCGAGUAUAAGUUGGUGUCCAUUACGUCUUAAGGGGCGGACGAAAUUUGUGUGCGCUCCAGGAGAUUAUCACUAAUGCGAGUGUGGGUGAGAUGAGAUGCCAGUUAGGAUGAGCGUUAUUGGAACAGAGUGAUGAUCUCUUGCCGUUUGGCUCCUUGUCAUUUGCUCGACUGCUCUUAUGGAAUUUGGUUUGCUGCUCUGCAUUGCGCUGGCUGGGUGUGCGGUCAACCUGCUCUGUCCUAUAGUGUAG
Molecule: messenger RNA, 2135 nt
Organism: Vitrella brassicaformis
Lineage: Eukaryota; Vitrellaceae
Source: the annotation of a GenBank genome assembly